Messenger RNA from Aspergillus fijiensis CBS 313.89, 1471 nucleotides. RefSeq names its product zinc-dependent alcohol dehydrogenase. Bases 422 to 1471 code for a protein of 349 amino acids. Gene Ontology annotation, molecular function: zinc ion binding; oxidoreductase activity. NCBI's taxonomy places the organism in Eukaryota, Fungi, Ascomycota, Eurotiomycetes, Eurotiales, Aspergillaceae. The record is from RefSeq and is a predicted model, not a curated record. The transcript is spliced from 10 exons.
CAACUUCCUAUCCAGCUUACCUUUCCCUUGGAAAGUUUCCAACCCAAUCCAGCUUCGAACGGAUACUAUGCUGCAGAAUUAUCAAAUAUCGAAUCUCCUCUACCCCAGCCCCAGAGAAUGGAAUCGAUCGAUCGAUCCUGAAGAACCCCCCCUUCACCGGCUAUACCCCACCUCUUCCCCCCACGUCCGCCAUGAUCGACAAAUCCGUAUCUCCGCCAUCGGCACUGAACAUCGGGAUCGCGAUUGCCGAGUUCGAUCCGUCCGUUCCCCAUUCCCCGGACUCCCCCCCGCAGAACCAAACCUUUGAAUCGAAGCUGCGAUCAUAGAUAACUUCCACGUUCAGCUCCCUUGUUCUUGCUCUAUACUCACCUAUACACAAAGCCUUGAAAAGAUCGCCUCCCAUCGCCAGCAAGAGAAGAAAAUGACCUCCAUCCCACAAGUCCAGACUGCCGCCUGGAUCGAGAAUCCGCGCCCGCAUGCGCAACUGGAACUGCGGCAUGAUAUCCCGGUCCCUGAGCCGGCUGACGGUGAGGUACUGGUUCAGCUGGAGUGUACUGGUUUCUGUCACUCGGAUCUGCAUUGCAUUUAUGGGGAAUUGCCGUUGAGUGUGAAUGUGGUCGGGCAUGAGGGGGUCGGAAGGGUGGUUAAGCUCGGUCCGAAUGCCCCGAGUGAUAUGCUGGGUAAGCGAGUCGGUGUCAAGUGGCUAUGGAGUAGUUGCAACGACUGUCCGACGUGCAAGGUCCAGUAUACCAAUUGUCCGAAUCAGAGGAAUUCGGGGCGGAGUGUGCCGGGGACGUUUCAGCAGUACGUUGUCUCACCCGCCGACUUCGUGUCCCCGAUUCCGGAGACCCUGAAGCCGGAAAUUGUUGCCCCGUUGCUGUGUGCUGGCCUCACCAUGUACGGCGCAUUGAACAAGCUAGACAAAUACUGCGACAAGGGCGAUUGGGUGGUGAUCAUGGGUGCCGGCGGGGGACUGGGUCAUCUAGGAAUCCAAAUCGGCAAGGAAAUGGGCUACAGGAUCAUUGCCGUGGAUAGCGAAUCCAAACGAGACAUCUGCAUGCAAUCCGGCGCGGAGGCAUUUGUGGACUUUAGCGACGACCCCACAACCCACAUCCAAUCCCUGACCGACGGCAUCGGCGCCCACGCCGUGAUCGUGGUCGUCGGCCUGGAGAAGGCCUACGAGCAGAGCGUGGAGUUCCUCCGGCCCGUCGGCACCCUCGUCUGCGUGGGCCUGCCCCGGCCGGACUACCACCUCCCCAUCUCGCCGCUGAUGUGCGUGGACCGCGGGUACCGGAUCGUGGGCAGCGCCGUCGGCACCGAGGAUGAAAUGCAGGCGCUGCUGCGGGUGGCGGUCGCGGGCAAGGUGGUCACCCAUGUGACGGUGUUUGAGCUGGGGGAGAUCAAUGAGGUGGCGGGGUUGUUGGGGCGGUUUGCGGUGGAGGGGAGGGCGGUGUUGAGGAUUCCUGCUUAG